AUUUUUUUUGGCUAUCAAACCCGCAUAAUAAAACUGCAGUUAUAAUAUUUUAGAAAUACCACACGACAAGCAUGGUCACACGCAUUGAAGCUACAUACAUCCUGUGACAUCUUUCUGUGAACCCAUCAUGGUGUGACAAAUUUGUUUUGUAGCAAAAAUGGAUAGCAUACAGUAUGGCGCCCUUCGAAACAUGUUAUUGCUCGACUUGCUGGAAGGUGAACGCAGUAUCAGCAACGCGUUAUUUCCCGACCACAACAACUCCAACCAUCUGCUGGCUGGACCAGCGAGGUGUGGAAAAACAUCUUUGCUAUUCGAAUGCGCUUUUUACGCGGCUGAAAACAACAUAAAUGUUUUGUUUAUCACUCGGCGGAAGUUAAAGGAACUACCAAGGUUUGUUGAUGAACGUAACCAACCUAAUUUCCAGACUCUAAAGCUGAUCGAGAUUGUGUAUCCAGCGACGGCUAAAGAAUACUUGAAAUUUAUAUCCACGUGCCAUCUGAAAAAUAAAAAGUACGGACUUAUUUUGGUUGACAAUUUGGAUGCGUUUUACAGGGAGUCAGCCACGGUCAAUAUUAAAAUGGCAGCUAAGCUGUGCGCACAUACGUAUGAUACCAUCACACAUCUAAGAAAGGAAGGAUGUGCUACGUUCUUGUUGUGUUCCGUAACAACGCGUCCAAACGCUUAUCAAGAUGGAGCGUUAGACGUUCUGCAGAAUUGGCUGGGUAAUCUUCUACUUGUUUAUCCCCAUCAUAGUGGAGAUGGGUUUGUUAUUAAAAGCGAAAGCAAAUACGUUGAACAUGAAUCAAAUGAUGACGUCAGCAUUCAAGGCGUUCGAGCUAUUUUUAGAGACGAUAAAAUAUAUUUACAAUGAAACCGGUUGCCGAAAAUACAUUAUUUAGUUUUAUCGGAUGUUAUUAUUAUUAUUUUUUAUUUGCUUUGCUGUUAAAUAUAAGUUAUAAUUGAAGCUAA
This is a messenger RNA of Hydractinia symbiolongicarpus, 969 nucleotides long. RefSeq lists its product as uncharacterized. Gene Ontology annotation, biological process: double-strand break repair via homologous recombination. The coding region runs from base 158 to 871 and encodes 237 amino acids. The record is from RefSeq and is a predicted model, not a curated record. The transcript has 3 exons. Lineage: Eukaryota; Metazoa; Cnidaria; Hydrozoa; Anthoathecata; Hydractiniidae. Gene Ontology annotation, molecular function: single-stranded DNA binding. Gene Ontology annotation, cellular component: Shu complex.